AUGAAGUGGACCUGGGUGCUGGCGGCGGUCUUGUUGUCCUUUGCCGGGAUCUCUAUGGGCAAGGACAGCUUGGACUUCCCCGAGUUCGACGGCAAGGACAGGGUCCACGACCUCAACGUGAAGAACUAUAAGUCCGUGAUGAAGAAGUAUGACGUCAUGGUGGUCUACUACCACGACCAUCCCGGAACCGGCCGCGUCGCCCAGAGGCAGUUUGAGAUCGAGGAGUUGUCCCUUGAGCUUGCAGCCCAGGUGCUGGAGGAGUUUGAUGAUGAAGACGUCGGGGUCGGACUGAUUGACGCAAAGCUUGACAAAGGUUUAGCAAAGAAAUUAGGCCUGGACGAGUCCGACAGCAUCUACAUCUUCACGGACGAAGAGGUCAUCGAGUACGACGGAGAGCUGGCCGCCGACACGCUCGUGGAGUUCGUCUUUGAUCUUCUAGAAGACCCGGUGGAAAUCCUUGACAACAAUCGGGAACUGAAAGGUUUUGCGAACAUCGAAGAGGACAUCAAAUUGGUGGGCUACUUUAAGAGUCACAAGUCAGAACAUUAUGAGGCCUUUGUUGAUGCCGCUGAAGAGUUCCAUCCCCACGUCAAGUUCUUUGCAACGUUCAAUCCCAAGGUUGCCAAGGCUCUGGAUCUGAAGCUUAACGAGGUCGACUUCUACGAGCCCUUCAUGGAGGACCCCGUCGUCAUCCCAGGAAAACCUUACACCGAGGAAGAGCUGGUGAAAUACAUCGAAGAAAACGACAGGCCGACUCUGAGGAAGCUGCAGCCCCACAACAUGUACGAGAUCUGGGAGGAUCAUGUUGACGGUGAACACAUCAUCGCUUUUGCCGAGGAGACUGACCCAGACGGCUACGAGUUCUUGGAGAUUCUGAAGGAAGUUGCCGAGGACAACACGCACCACCCCCACCUCAGUAUUAUCUGGAUUGACCCUGAUGACUUCCCCCUGCUUGUACCUCACUGGGAGAAGAUUUUUGGAAUCGACCUGUCCACCCCACAGAUCGGUGUUGUGGAAGCUGAUGAUGCGGACAGCGUGUGGAUGGACUUGGACGAUGAUGACGACAUGCCGUCUGCGGACGAACUGGAGGACUGGAUUGAGGACGUUCUGUCCGGGGAAAUUGAUCCUGAUCAUGACGAUGAAGAGGACGAUGACGAUGAUGAUGAUGACGACGACGACGACGACGAUGACGACGAUGAUGAUGACGAUGAUGACGACGAUGACGAUGAUGAUGACGACGAUGACGACGACGAUGAUGACGACGAUGACGAAGACGACGAUGAUGACGACGACGAUGAUGACGAUGAAGAGGACGAUGACGACGAUGAUGAUGACGACGACGACGACGAUGACGACGAUGAUGAUGAUGACGAUGAUGACGACGAUGACGAUGAUGAUGACGACGAUGAUGACGACGACGAUGAUGACGACGAUGACGAAGACGACGAUGAUGACGACGAUGAUGACGAUUAGUAAUGAAUUGAUCUAAAUCUGAGCAAUGCGGUUUCAAAUGCUAACAACAUCGACAGCAAACACAUCUUUGUAGGAUGUACAAUGCAACCCGCUUACGGUGAUACCCUUUACGUCCACAUGCAUUUGUCGACAUCCAAUUUGAACAUUUCUAUGAACAAUGUCGACAUGUGUUGUCAAUAUCGCUCAACAUAACUGUCCGAUGACACAGCAGUCAAACACACGCGGUCACUUCCUGUUCAGUGCCAAAUUAGCUGGAAAAUACCUAAUUGUAAUUAAAUUGUUUUAAAUUGUUCGACACUGGAUGAAAGAUUUGCAAUUGAAUAAA
Messenger RNA from Entelurus aequoreus (snake pipefish), 1798 nucleotides. RefSeq names its product calsequestrin 1a (gene casq1a). Gene Ontology annotation, cellular component: sarcoplasmic reticulum lumen. NCBI's taxonomy places the organism in Eukaryota, Metazoa, Chordata, Actinopteri, Syngnathiformes, Syngnathidae. Gene Ontology annotation, molecular function: calcium ion binding. The record is from RefSeq and is a predicted model, not a curated record. Gene Ontology annotation, biological process: regulation of skeletal muscle contraction by regulation of release of sequestered calcium ion.